AUGGCGGGCCGUUGGUCCGAGACAAAUCCCACCGGCCGGGCUCAGGAGGUAAGCUCCACGGUAUUCAGUGAAGCAAAGUACGACUCAACGGUGACCUCCACUCGCCCCACAUUGGUGGAAAGUGAGCAAGGGACCAAUCCCGGGACCCCCAUGCCCAUCCUGCUGCCACAAAACUUCCCAAAGGCUCCAGUGUGGGAUUUUGACGACGUUUACAACCAGGAUGCUGCACCCAGACAGUCGACGUGCCAACAAUCCCUCAGGAAUUCCCAGGAUGAGAGCUUCCGGAAGGGAUUCCUUCCCAACAUUCGCUUGUUCCUGCACAAAGACAACAUCAACAUGAGCGAGUGGAACAGACUCUCCCACUUCAGAAGUCCCUAUGGCUUCAUGGGCUUCACUUACGACGACGUAAUGACCUCAGUGAAGUUGAUCCCAAGGGCAAAGGAGCCGCUCCUCUCCCCAAAGCCAGGCGGUGAUGGCUGCAUUCGUUGCGCUGUGGUGGGAAACGGUGGGAUCCUCAACGCAUCCAAAAUGGGGGAAGAAAUCGAUGCACACGACUACGUCUUUCGGGUGAACGGCGCCCUCACCGAGGGUUACGAGGACGACGUGGGGAACAGAACGUCCGUCUACGUCCACACGGCUCACUCCAUCACCACGUCCUUGACCCGUUGGAAGACCUACGGCUACAAGUCUGCCCCCCACGAUGAGAGUAUCAAAUACGUGAUGAUCCCGGAGGGCAUGAAGGACUACCAGUGGCUGGAUGGACUCCUCAAAGGAGACAGGGUGCGGCUCGGCCCGUAUAAAAACAGACGGCCCAGGACGUACUACACGGGGCAAUAUAACGAGAGCCGCUUUUACGUCCUGCACCAGGAUUUCCUGCGAUACGUGCAGAACAGGUACUUGAAGUCCAAGUUCUUGAAGUUGGCAUCCGGGGCAUCGUUCAGACCGACUAACGGGGCUUUUACCGUGUUCCUGGCCCUCCACACCUGUGACGUCGUGGACGCGUACGGCUUCAUUACCCAAGACCACUGGAAAUAUGCCACCUAUUACUACGAGAAGCAUGAACAAGCCUUCAGGCCGUUCCACUCCCAUCACGACUACGUUUUGGAAAUGAAAUUGUGGAAGAAAUUCCACGACGGCGGAAUUCUGCGUCUGUACCAAAUAACUUGAGGAAGAAUCCAUCCUGGAAGGAAUAAAGGAACUCGAGUGUCACACCAGCACAGGUGAGACACACGAGGUGGCACAAAAUGUUUGCAUUUAUAGA
Entelurus aequoreus (snake pipefish) is the source of this 1261-nucleotide messenger RNA. RefSeq names its product alpha-N-acetylgalactosaminide alpha-2,6-sialyltransferase 1-like. The record is from RefSeq and is a predicted model, not a curated record. NCBI's taxonomy places the organism in Eukaryota, Metazoa, Chordata, Actinopteri, Syngnathiformes, Syngnathidae. Bases 1 to 1167 code for a protein of 388 amino acids. Gene Ontology annotation, molecular function: sialyltransferase activity. The transcript is spliced from 8 exons.